Messenger RNA from Serinus canaria (Common canary), 1126 nucleotides. RefSeq names its product HAUS augmin like complex subunit 1 (gene HAUS1). Gene Ontology annotation, biological process: centrosome cycle; spindle assembly. The record is from RefSeq and is a predicted model, not a curated record. Lineage: Eukaryota; Metazoa; Chordata; Aves; Passeriformes; Fringillidae. Gene Ontology annotation, cellular component: cytosol; HAUS complex. The transcript has 9 exons. Bases 65 to 934 code for a protein of 289 amino acids.
UGCCACCGCCGUGCCGCGGCGGCGCCGCCCCUCAGCCGCCCACUCCCGACAGGCUCCGGGCAGGAUGGCGGCGGCGGGAACACCGGGCGGCGAUUCCUUCCAGGAGAAGCUCACACGGGUUACUGUAUGGCUAAAGAAAUUAUAUGGGGAUGUGCCUAUUCCAAAAUAUGAGGUGAAUGAAAGGACAGUGGAUAUUUUGCAUGAAAUUAUGGAGUGCAAUGAAGAGAGAGACAGGGAUGUUAAGUUGCUGAUAGAGGACAUGAAGGACAGGACAAGCAAAUAUGAAACAGAAGCUAAGUACUGGCAGGAUAUUAUUGGUCAAAGCCUUGGUUUUUUGGAAGGAGAAAUGUCCAAAGAGGCCAACAAAGACCUCAGUGAUCUGGUACAAAGUGCAAUAGAACUUGACGUGGAGGACACGUCUCUUUCCAGCUUCUACAGUGCCAUCAAUGACAUGACCUUGGAAAUGUAUAAAACGAAAUCAAAAAACAAAGAAAUGGAGCAGAAAUUGAGGACCCUCAGGAAAAAACUAACUUCAGCACUGAUGGUGGAAAAACAGUUAGAGAAGGAUAUUGAAAAUCUGAAGAAAUCUCAGGAACCACUAAUCGCCAAAGCUGAUACUCAAUCCAAGAACACGAAGUUCCUGGAAGCUAAAUCUAAGGAUCUGAAAAUAAGGAUCCAUGAUGCUGAGGAUGAGCUUAUUGCCAGGGGGUUGGACCAAUCCCUGACACAUGCGGCACUGGUGAAAUCAUCUGAGGAACUGGCUGCACUGCGUAAAGAAAUAGAGCCAUUGAAGACAGAACUGGCAUCCUAUCUUGAUUUACCUCCUAGCAUUCCCCUGGCACAAGUGAAGGUUGAAGAAGCGAGAAAAGAACUUAAAGCCUUGGAUGAAGAGCUUACAAAGGAGAUUGAGGCUUUGCCUUUUGAGCUGACAUAGCCCAGCAAACCCCAGCUCACCUGAAGGGGGGCCUACGUAGAAGAUGGUUUUCCUUCUGUUGCCUACUUAUUUGCACUAGCAAUGCACUUCAGAACUCUUACCUGUACCUUGGCAGCUUCCUGCUUUAUUCUUCUCUCUAUCAGCCUGUUUGUAAACUUCACCUAUUUUUCAUUAAAUAGCAUCCAAACUUGC